This is a messenger RNA of Alternaria novae-zelandiae, 1575 nucleotides long. RefSeq lists its product as uncharacterized. Gene Ontology annotation, molecular function: RNA binding. Gene Ontology annotation, cellular component: nucleus. The transcript has 6 exons. The record is from RefSeq and is a predicted model, not a curated record. NCBI's taxonomy places the organism in Eukaryota, Fungi, Ascomycota, Dothideomycetes, Pleosporales, Pleosporaceae. Bases 1 to 1575 code for a protein of 524 amino acids.
AUGUCUGAGGAACGCCGCCCCCGAUCGCGCUUUGACAGCGACGAUGCCGAGCGCCCUGUCCGCUCGCGCUUCGACUCAGAUCGUCGCUCCAGGUCGCCGUCGCGGAGGGAAUCCGAGUCGCAUCGCGCCCGUAGCCCUGUCGCCCGUGAAGGCACAGACAGCCCUGCAUCGUCCAACUUCAAGAACGAGGCGGCAGCAAAGGCGGCGGCUGCGGCUGCGAGGAUCAACGCGCAGAUUCAGGCGAAGAAGGGCAUCCAGCAUGUCGACGUGCCUCCGAUUCGCUCUGCCGCUACUCCUCCAGUCGCCAAGUCGCCCGCCUCAAACUCCGCCGCGGCCAUAAACAACGAGACGUACCAGCAGGAUGGUGACUACAUCAAAGACAUUGAGAUCAAUGAUCUCCGUAAUCGCUAUACACUGACUAAAGGAGCUACACAAAAGAGGAUCAAAGACGAGACUGGCGCCGAUGUCACUACUCGCGGAGAAUACUACCCAGACAAGAACAUGGCAACUGCUACUAACCCGCCGCUGUACCUCCGCAUCACUAGCACCUCCAAAGAAGGCCUGGACAAGGCUGUCGAGAUGAUCGAAGAGAUGAUGAAGGAGGACCUUCCUAACCUUGUAGACGAACGUCGUUUCCGCCGUAGAGAGCCAGAGAACUUCGAGCGCGACGAAUUUGGCAGACGCAAGUGGCCCGAAGAGAAGAUUUCCGUAGGUCUCGAGCCUAUCAGCGGCUUUAACUUGCGCGCACAGGUUGUCGGUCGCGGUGGCGACAACGUCAAGUUCAUUCAACAGGAGACAGGCUGCAAAGUCCAGAUCAAAGGCCGCGGUUCCGGCUUCAUGGAGCCAAACAGCGGACAAGAGAGCGACGAGCCCAUGUACCUCCACAUCGCGUUCGUAUACCCCGCCAUUCCUACCCUCCAAUUACUGACAGAUCGUAGUGGACCCCGUCCCGAAGGUGUAGCCCAAGCCAAGCAACUCUGCGACGAGCUCCUCGACAAGGUAAAGUCGGAUUACCACGCUUACAAGGAACGCCCUCCACCGAACCGUUACGGCGACCGAGAUGGCUAUGGCGGUGGACGACCGGGAUACGGCGAUCGUGGCGACCGUGGAGAUCGCGGUGACCGUGAUCGCAGCCAGAGCUACGGAUACGGUGGAGGAAACGGAGGAGGCGGCGGCUACGGUGGCUACGGCGCUCAGGGUCAGAACGGUUACGGCGGCCAGGACACAAUCAUGUCUCCUGCUGCUGCAACGCCGACUGCUGAUGCUAACAACCAAGCCUACGAUGCGAAUGCGGCACAAGCAUGGAUUGCCUACUACCAGCAGAACCCAGAGGCUGAUCCUUAUGCGGCCUACGGUGGGUAUGCAGCGUAUCUCGCACUCCAGCAACAGCAGUACGCGGCGUACUAUGCUCAGAACGGUUAUGGCCAGACGCAGUCGCCUGCUCCCGGCGCUGGCGCGGCUGCACCACCACCGCCGCCGCCUUCAGAGCCAUCCGGCUACGCUGCUCCACCGCCGCCUCCACCGGCUGCAUCGCCUUCCAACUAUGGCGCCGUCCCUCCACCUCCCGGUUUGUAA